Molecule: messenger RNA, 2470 nt
Organism: Aplysia californica (California sea hare)
Lineage: Eukaryota; Metazoa; Mollusca; Gastropoda; Aplysiida; Aplysiidae
Product: cubilin
Molecular function (GO): protein binding
Source: RefSeq, a predicted model, not a curated record
ACACCGGAAAUCAACCCGGACUGAGCACGACCUAAGGUUAGGAACUUAGGAGAAGGAGGCCUGCCUCUGUCGUCGAUUGCGUUUUUGAGUUCCUGGUGGCAAGGGAAGUUGGGGUUGGAGAAGUCUAAUUCAGUUUCACUUCUACUUUUGAAACAAGUUAUCAGUUCUUAUUCUUUGCUGAAACUUCUUGAAGACGAUGAACCAAGUGGUUUUUUUGGUGGCUGCUCUGACAGCCUUCCUGCUAGGAAUGGUGCACGCAGACUGUCCUCAUCAAAGCUUCAACGAAACAGACAGUGUCCAGCUACCUAAAAAUGCUACAGCCGGUGAUACAUGUGUCUUCACAAUCACCAGACCAAGUUCAGACCCCGCCAAGUUUACAACCUUUGUUCUUAAAGAUGUGAUCAUGACGAUGGGCACGAAUGAUUCCUUUGUCAUCUAUGAUGGUCCAAAAGAGGAGAAGAACAAACUUCUGACCAUCAAGGAUCAAAUUGUGCUCUCCCAAGUUGCUGUGACCUUCAGUACUGUGAUGACUAUAGAGUUCUAUGUUGGAGAGAAUGACACCAAGUCGUCAGGAUCCUUUGACUUUACUUUUGGAACUUGCCAACAGAAUCUCACAGACAGCUGGGUCCUGCCUGUGACAUCCCCGCUGUACCUGAAGAACCAAGGGAGCUUCAUGUGUACCUACAAUGUGGCCAACGCUCUGCCGGCCGACCGCCGGGCUGUGGUCAGCUUCUCUCAGUACUCGCUGAAGGGCGAGAGUUACCUGGCGUUGACCUCGGGCUCUGAAAAGGUCAACUUCACAAAGUCCGUCUUGGGUUCUCAGGUGGAUUUUUUCACUGAUGCAUCUGCCAUUGAAACGGUGAUCCAGUUCAAGGUUGUCCAGAAUGCUGUUCCUCAGAUGUUCUCUCUGUCUUUUGAUGCUGCCAUAAACAGCUACCUGGUGCUGAGCUCUCAGUCUGAGCUAAGCCUUCGCCUGUCCCUGAGCAGUGUGCAGAUGGAACGCAAAAUGUCCCUGGUCUUCACGCCUCUGGCCCAGGGUGGUCGGCUGGUCGGGAGUGGACAGCUCCAUGCGGGCGAGGACAAGCCUGGAACGGAUGACAACGCAGUGGACACAGUCACCACCUACUUCCAGCUGCUAGCUGACUCAGGGAAACAGGCCAGCGUGACUCUGCAGACACAACUCACAGGCAACACGACUUUGACCUUCUACAAUGGACUUCAGAUGGACCAGGAAGUGCUGGCUGUGCUAACAGCGGACAGCCAGGAUCUGACGACUGUGGUUGGCGGGCCAUCCAUGCUGGUGGUGCUGGCAGAUUUCCCAGUGAACGGGAACUUCACAGCUGCGUUCACCAGCAUCUCCUCAGGCUGUGACCAACUGGUGACCGGCCUGACUGCUCACCUGGCUUAUGUGGCGUCGGACGGUAACCAGACGCAGACGUGCCAGUGGACUUUAGCACCCAAGGCCAGUCAAGGCACCAUUGUGUUGGACCUGGAUGUGGUCAGCCUAGGACAGGGCGACUCUCUGAACAUCUACUCGGGCCUCACAGGGCAGACAGUGCUGGCCGGCUACUCCGCCGUCCCCGCCGUCGGCCCGAUGCUGCAGAUCUACAUCCCGGCACAGACUGGCGCCAGGAUUGUCGUCCAGAGAGCUCAGACCUAUCACCCAGAGAUGAGAGUGGCUGUCCAUUAUCGAGUUGUGGCACAAGCGUGUGGCGGAGCCCUGGAGGCUGCCACGGGCGUGCUGUCCACCCCCAACUUCCCCAACCAGUACCCGCUGAACGCCGACUGCGUGUGGACCAGGACGGUGGCGGAGGACAGCCUGCUGUUCCUGAGCCUGCAGAGUCUCAGCCUGGCCAGCAACCACAGCCUCAGUGUGGUGGAUCAGGAGAACGCCACCUCGGCCACCACGCUUGUGUCUUAUGGUGGCACCGCAGCUAGCGACUCUGAGCUCCCGGCCGACUUCAUCGUCCCAGCCAGCAACCAGACACAGUUUCAGUUCAGCUCUGUAGACGCUCUUCCUGCAGGCGGUGCGGAGAACCCUGUGGGCUCGGGCGUUCAGCUCAAGUACUGGUUCCUCGACUGUGGUGGCAACAUCUCGGACGCCAAUGGGACAUUCUCCAGCCCUGGCUACCCCAGUGUGACCAGCAAGCCGACCACGUGCGUGUGGAUCGUUCAGCUGCAGGGGAACAGCUCCGAGUUCAUCAUUGACUUCAACAUCACGGUGAAGGGGGCUGAGGCCAAGAACAUUGACAAGUACCUGACGGUGUACGACGGCCCAUCGCUGCGCUCCCCGGUGAUGCCCAGCGCCCGAAAUGCAACGCCACUUGUGACAACGGAGUAUGCCUUCACGCGGACUGGAUCUGCAACAACGUGGAUGACUGCGGUGAUAACUCGGACGAGAGACACUGUGUUUUUGUCCCCACCACGCAGAAGCCUUCCCCUCCACCGGAACAAGACUACUCUGGCUACG